UAGCAACUUCCCAUCUUCCUCCUAUUUUACCAUCACUGUCCUGCUCCCAAACUGCCUUUUUCCUCCUCACAUGCUUUUUCUCCGCAGUCCUCUCUCUCUCUCUCUCCUUCCCUCCCUCCCUCUCUCUCUCUCUCUCUCUCCCCCCUCUCUCUCUCCUUUUUUCCUCCUAUUUAUGAAAACGUCACUUCAAGUCCCUCCCUGUUUGAAUCUCAUUAGUUUCUUGUGUGUUUCUCCCUGUCAAUAAUCCUGAAUCCAGACUCUCUCUAUUUCCAUCCCUCUCUAUCUGUCAAUCAGCGCCGCCUUUGAACUGAAAACCACUCCGACCAACUUCAACUCACUCAAUCCGAGCGGCUCGGCUCCUUCUCCGGCUUCCUUUUUCUGCCAAGAUUCCCCUUCUUUUUUUGAGUUUUCUACCAACCGGCCAGAGCUUUUUGGAAAACGCCAAUACAAGACCCCCCUAAACUUAAACUCGGGACUUUCUAGAUCACCGAGAUCAAGGGGUUUUAAAAACUUCGUGUUUUUGCCCCCUUCUUAAAAAAUACAGAGAAGAAUUUUUGCAGAGGGGAAAAAAUGCCGCAACUCAACGGCGGUGGAGGGGACGAUCUGGGUGCAAACGAUGAAAUGAUUUCCUUCAAAGACGAAGGGGAGCAGGAAGAGAAAAUUUCGGAGAACUCCUCGGCAGAAAGGGAUUUAGCCGAUGUCAAAUCUUCUCUCGUAAACGAGUCGGAAACGAAUCAAAACAGCUCGUCGGACUCAGAGGCGGAAAGACGGCCUCCGCCUAGAUCUGAAACUUUCAGAGACAAAACAAGAGAAAGUUUAGAGGAGGCUGCGAAAAGGCAAGAUGGAGGGCUGUUCAAGAGCCCACCGUACCCGGGCUAUCCAUUUAUAAUGAUCCCCGAUCUCACAAGCCCCUACCUUCCCAAUGGAUCACUUUCUCCAACAGCACGCACAUACCUACAGAUGAAAUGGCCCCUGCUAGAUGUUCAACCAGGAGGUCUUCAAAGUAGACAAGCACUUAAAGAUGCCAGGUCCCCGUCACCGGCACACAUCGUUGGGUCCUUCUGCUGGGAAUUCCCCGGACAGUCAGAUCUGAGCCUUCACCAAUUUCAUUUGUCUAAUAAGGUUCCAGUGGUACAGCACCCUCACCAUGUGCACCCUCUCACACCUCUGAUCACCUACAGCAAUGAGCACUUCACACCGGGGAACCCCCCACCUCACCUACAGACAGACGUGGAUCCCAAAACAGGAAUUCCAAGGCCUCCUCAUCCUCCAGAUAUAUCCCCUUAUUACCCACUGUCACCUGGCGCUGUCGGCCAGAUCCCCCAUCCGCUAGGAUGGUUAGUACCACAGCAAGGUCAACCUGUUUACCCAAUCACAACAGGGGGUUUCAGACACCCCUACCCAACUGCGCUCACUGUCAACGCAUCCAUGUCAAGGUUCCCCCCACACAUGGUGCCCCCCCACCACAGUUUGCACACCACCGGCAUCCCACACCCCGCCAUCGUCACACCCAACGUCAAGCAGGAAUCCUCCCACAGUGACAUCAGCUCCCUCAACAGCUCGAAACAGUCAGACGCUAAAAAGGAAGAGGAGAAGAAGAAACAGGUCCACAUAAAGAAGCCUCUGAAUGCCUUCAUGCUCUACAUGAAGGAGAUGCGGGCUAAAGUGGUGGCCGAGUGCACACUGAAGGAAAGUGCUGCCAUCAACCAGAUCCUUGGGCGAAGGUGGCAUGCCCUAUCGCGGGAGGAGCAGGCCAAGUACUACGAGCUGGCCAGGAAAGAGCGACAGCUCCACAUGCAGCUGUACCCAGGCUGGUCAGCACGAGACAACUAUGGGAAAAGGAAGAAGAGAAAAAGGGAAAAGCAGCAAGCAGAGAGCAAUGAACACAGAGAAUAUUUUCCAAACCCUUGCCUUUCACUCCCUCCGAUUACAGACCUGAGCGCUCCUAAGAAGUGUCGAGCGCGCUUUGGGCUCGACCAACAGAAUAACUGGUGUGGCCCGUGCAGUCCCUACCUGUUGUCUUUCUGUUCUGACACAAGCAGUCUUUGAAUUGGGAAUAUUUUCAUGGAGAAAAAAAAAGUGCAUUCGCUACAUCCAAGGUGAAGGCAGCUGUGCCAGUCCUCCCUCUACGGACGGAAGCUUACUAGACUCCCCCCCAUCCUCCCCCUCCUCAGUGGCCCCCUCCCCCUCCUCAAAAGAGUCCAAACCUCAGACUGAACAAAUGCAACCUCUCUCACUGACUAUGAAACCGGCCCACCAGCCACUCCACCACCCGCACCUCCUGGCUGGGCCUCCGCCAUCAUUGGUUCAGCUGGAAAACUCCGCUGCAGCUAGCAAAACGCCCGGCGCCUCCUCCCACAACGGAGCCCUGGAGCACGGCGGCGACGUCUCGUCCUCGCGGCAGCCGGGCUCCUCUGUGGCGUCCUCGAUGGCCCGGCCCUCAGCAUCGCUGUGUCAUUCCCACUCGCUCCUCCCCUCCUCGGCCCCUCAGCCUCUGUCGCUAGUGACCAAGUCUAUAGAAUAGUCUGCCCUAUUCUUCUCCUCUUUUCUAGCUCUGCACACACACACCUUUCUAGGCCCUCACUCUGCUAUAUUUCACUUACCGUCAGCUCUUUUUUCUCUUUCUGUUUCUGUGCCAUAAGGCUUUGAAAUUUUAGUUCUUAUUUUAUUAAAGUUCAUUGGUCAAUAUUUGACCCGUCAUUAUCAAAAAAAAUCUAAUUAUUAUAAAGAAAUGAUACAAUGAGCUGUAGUAUAGCUUUGUGAAUCUGCCAAAAUUUUUAUGAAUUUAGUUUUGUCUUUUUUGUAGUGUUCAACAGUGCAAACAGAAAAAUUAUUUAGUUCAACUUCGAAAUGUUUAAAAGACGGAUAUAAAAAGGUAGGCUAGAUUAUUCAAUGAGCCCUUUUCUUGAAAGAGUUGGUUCUCCUUCUUUAUUUGUAUUAAAUACGAGCUCGCGAACCAAUCAUCUGACAUCUGUUCAAACUCUCGGAGGGCAUGAGGCUAGCGGUGACACCUCUCUGAGGAACAACUUUAAUUGUGAUGUUACUUGUUCUUGUUUAAAUGUACAGAAUAAUGGGGAGGGGGGGAUUACUGUGUUAAAUAUGCAUUCUUCCACUGCGUUGUCUUUUUUUCUUUGUUGUUUACCUAUGGGGUGGAGUCAGGCAAGUUGGGUGGGCUUGAGGGGAGGUAGGGGUGGGAGGGUUGAGGGUUAUUAAAUUCAAAAUGUCACAACGCUAGGACCAGUAGUAUUUAUUGCUUUAGAGAUUGCUUGUUGUAUCUUGUACGUGUCUCUUUUGACCUUUUUUUUUUUCUUAAUACAUUGUAAAAAUAUUUUUUCUUAAGGUAAGCGACUUAUAUAUGAAUGAUCCAUUUUUACAAGGAGGUUUUAAAAAGGCAAAAUCUUUUUGUUAUUGAUUUCUUUCCUCGCUGAAAACCUGGAUUCCACUCAGUGUACUGUGUAGAUCUCAUGAACAGAAGUAUGCACAACUUCAUUUCAAGAAAUGCGUCUAUAAGCCAUUUUACAAAAAGAAGAAAAGAAAACUUGAAACAAGAGACAGUGGGUACCGUGUCUUCAGUAGUUGGAAACGUGUCUAAAGCCCUUCUUUUUUAUUGCACAGUCACAUCUCUCAGACUGUAGAUUCGUGUACAGAUUUUCCGUGCCAAAUUUUGUGAUAAUUUUCUCUGCCCCUCUCUAACCACGCUGUAGGGAUCUCUCUCUUUUUUUUUUGUUUUGUUGUCGUUUGUUUUUUUAUUUCGAUACCAUUCUUUGCUGUGACGUUACAUAGAUUGCUAUGUAUGUAGUAUAAAUGUUGCUAUAACAAAUGUGUUUGGUAGCAAAUUGUCAAAUAUUAAAAUUUAAACUUAAUAAAAGGCGGACAUCAUACUGUAUAAACCCACAAGGGCCAAAUUAUGUAUAUUAGGAGGUUCAUAAAAAAACUAUUAAAUACAAAAAAAAUACACAAACUGCCACUUUAAGUACACUACUACAUAUAGGUAGAUAGAAAAAAUAGGCAUGUUGAUGUUGCAAGAGGCUGUAAAAAAAGCUACAAGAGAAUCAUCCACUCGGUGCCAUUGUAGUUGACAUGACGCGACUGUAAUCUGUCGAUUUCUUCUCUGGUUUAUUAAGAUGCUAAUGAUAAAUAGUUUGAAUGUUUCCUUAACGGCUGUGAUGUUCCUGUUCUAUUUUAUGCUCUUAUCUUUUUGUUUGUUUGUUUUUUCCUGUUAUUUUAAAUGGUUCCAAAACCAUGUUUUUUUGUAAUGAAUAAAUGUUUAUGCUGUACAGUCUCUGUAGCAUGCAGUUCUGUAUUAAUAAAAGCAACUUAGUAUGUGCA
Molecule: messenger RNA, 4329 nt
Organism: Notolabrus celidotus (New Zealand spotty)
Lineage: Eukaryota; Metazoa; Chordata; Actinopteri; Labriformes; Labridae
Gene: tcf7l2
Product: transcription factor 7 like 2
Exons: 16
Coding region: 571-2049 (492 amino acids)
Biological process (GO): canonical Wnt signaling pathway; regulation of transcription by RNA polymerase II
Cellular component (GO): beta-catenin-TCF complex; catenin-TCF7L2 complex
Molecular function (GO): RNA polymerase II cis-regulatory region sequence-specific DNA binding; DNA-binding transcription factor activity, RNA polymerase II-specific
Source: RefSeq, a predicted model, not a curated record